AGGACUUUUUGGCGGGAACGCGAGGAGUGAAGUUGUGUGAUUUGUUUUAUUUUGUCUAUUUAGUGUUUCUUCAGGUUUAAAUGUGUAAUAACGGUGGUUUAUUAACUGUUUAAUAUCUGUGAAAGUGCACAAAUGUGGGAAAAUGAAACAAAGCUGCUGGACGUAACUUCUCGGGUUCCUCCAAAAAGUCCACUGAAAAAAUCUCAGUAAAUGACCACCAUUUUACUGCGAUUAUAUUUCAUCCCAUAUCAUCUCAUUUCAUUAAAUUUCAUCCCAGUUGAUUAAUGUUUCAAAUUAAUCAUCUUCAUUUCAUUUCACUCCAUAUUAUAAUUUUUCAUAAAAUUAAGAAUAUAAAGUAAAAUAAGACAUGACUUAAAGGUCUCAGUUACCAGGUCAUAAAAUCUCUUAAAAAAAAAAAAAAAUAAACAAUAAAUAAACAACGAAAUUAAAUUCUAAAAACCAAAAGAAUAAAAGAGAAAUAGUCAUAUCACAGACACUAAAACAAUUUAAAUGUCUUGGAAGAAAUUAAAUUGUCAACCACAUGAUUUACAGUUAUUGGCUACGCUUUCGGGUGGUCAAAGUUUCAGAUGGACCCACAACACAGAAACAGAUGAAUGGACAGGCAUAUUCUCAAAAACAAUUUGGAAACUCAAACAGGGUGACAACUGUUUGUUAUACCAAGUACUGGGUAGUUUAUUGAACUUUCCAGAAAACAAUGGCAGUAAUAACAAAAAAACAAAUUUCAAAAAGUUGUUAGAAAAUUACCUGAGGUUAGAUUAUGAUCUCAAAGAAUUAUAUAAAGACUGGUCUAAUAAAGAUGAGCUAUUCAAAUCAGCUGGCCAACAGUUCUACGGAGUAAGGAUGCUUAGACAAGAACCUGUUGAAAAUCUUUUCUCAUUUAUUUGUAGCCAAAAUAAUCAUAUUUCAAGGAUAUCGAGUAUGGUGGAAAAGCUGUGCACAAAUUAUGGUGAAGAAAUCUGUAAGCAUGAAAAUACUGUGCAUUACUCCUUCCCUGAUAUUGAGAAAUUGGAGUGCCCAAAAGUUGAAACACAACUAAGAAACCUAGGGUUUGGAUACAGAGCGAAAUUCAUACAAAAAUCAGCAUCACAAAUAGUUGAAUGGGGUGGUGCGAAAUGGUUUGAUGGUCUUCAAAACAUGAAGUACAAAGAUGCUAAAUGUGAACUCAUGAAAUUACACGGAAUCGGACCUAAAGUCGCGGACUGCAUUUGUCUUAUGUCACUAAAUCAUCUCGAAGCACUGCCAGUGGACACGCAUGUUUAUCAGAUAGCAGCCCAGAACUAUUUACCACAUUUACGAGGAAAGAAGAAUGUAACAGAAAAGAUGUACACAGAGAUCGGAGAUCAUUUUAGAACGCUCUAUGGUGAUAUGGCUGGGUGGGCUCACACUAUUUUAUUCUGCUCAGAUUUAAAGAAAUUCCAGCUUGGUGAUAAUUCUCAAGUAAAUGAAUGUUCAAAACCGAAAAGAAAAAGAAAAAAGUAAUAGGUACAUUUAAGUUUAAUUAUAAUUAUGUUUUUAAAUACAGAAUGUUAAUUCACUCUAUAGAA
Molecule: messenger RNA, 1565 nt
Organism: Bombyx mori (domestic silkworm)
Lineage: Eukaryota; Metazoa; Arthropoda; Insecta; Lepidoptera; Bombycidae
Gene: Ogg1
Product: N-glycosylase/DNA lyase
Exons: 6
Coding region: 511-1500 (329 amino acids)
Biological process (GO): nucleotide-excision repair; base-excision repair; base-excision repair, AP site formation
Cellular component (GO): nucleus
Molecular function (GO): 8-oxo-7,8-dihydroguanine DNA N-glycosylase activity; damaged DNA binding
Source: RefSeq, a predicted model, not a curated record